GUAAUUUGCAUAUUUCUAGCGCAGCUGUCAUGGCGGACGAAAAACAGCAGACAAGUGCCAUUUUUAAGAGGCACGAACAAUUGAAAAGAUGGGAAGAUUCAGACACAAAUAAGUGCUUAAACCAUACUUUAGGAAAAGAUAAAAAAGUGAAGUUUCAAGAUGGAUGUGUAUUUUUAGCCGCUUGUUCUAGCGGGGACACUGAAGAAGUGAAAAGGUUACUCGACAGAGGAGCUGAUAUAAACACUGCAAAUAUCGAUGGUUUGACAGCCUUACAUCAGGCAUGUAUAGACGACAAUCUGGAUAUGGUAGAGUUCCUAGUGGAACAUGGAGCUGAUGUUGAUGUUUGUGAUAAUGAAGGAUGGACACCUCUCCAUGCCACUGCCUCCUGUGGCUUCACAGAAAUAGCUAGAUAUUUAUUAAGAAAGGGAGCAAAUGUAGCAGCAGUUAACAAUGAUGGGGAUUUACCAUAUGAUAUAUGUGAAGAUGAUACCAUGGAAACGUUGUUGCAAGAAUCCAUGGAUGAGCAAGGAGUUGAUGCGGAUGCUGCGAGACGUGAAGAGGAAGAUCUCAUGAUGGAAGAUGCUAACCAGUGGUUAAACACUGUACAAAAAGGGGAGUCAAUAGAGGAAUUUAAACACCCAAAAACAGGGGCCACUGCUCUUCAUGUAGCAUCAGCAAAGGGCUAUGUCAAAGUUAUGACUGUGUUACUGCAAGCAGAAUUUGAUAUAAAUGCUAAAGAUACAGAUGGUUGGACGCCCCUACAUGCAGCAGCUCACUGGGGACAGGAGGAAGCUUGUAAAAUACUCGCAGAAAACAUGUGCGAUAUGGAGGCAAAGAAUCUGGCUGGCCAGACAGCUUUCGAUGUGGCAGAUACAGAAUUGGUGAAGCUACUGGAGGAACUCAAGUUAAAACAGGCAUCUCUAAAAGACCAACAGAAAGACCUACAGAUUAUACAGACUAGGUUACCAGCGUCACGGAGAAGCCGUAACGAUCCUGCCAGGAGCUCAGUAACACGUAUGAGUGUUGAACAGAAGCAUAAUGUGAUGAAGAGUGUUGACGGGCAGGAGCGGGGAACUCUUGAUGUGAUCCCGCCAGAGGAAGAGAAGGCAAAAAGUAGUUCCAGCUCGUGUAGCGAGGAGGAGGAAACAUCGUCCACAGAAUCUGAAACAGAGAAAAAGAAUGAAAUCAACAAAAAGUCGUCUCAACAGAAUCAGCCACGGGACCGGGACAAGCCCCCAAUUAUGACAACCGUGGAAAUUAAAGAGAAACAGACCCCAGAAAUGCCCAAAAUUGAGGAGUCUGAUGUACCGUCAGAGAAAGAAAAUAUUAAAUUUAUGGACGAUGAAAAUGAAGAGAUUAAGAAUGAACUUAAGAAAGAGACAGAAGUUAUAGGUGAUGGUCUCAAGAAAGACAAGAUAUUCAAUAAUGACAAAAAGGAAAUUCAGAAGGAGGAGAAGGAUCAGAACAAGGUGAAACCAGAGAAAAUUGAGGAUACGUUAAAAAAUAAGGAAAUUGUAAAUAAUAACAAAGAAGAUAAGAAAGAAGUUGACCUUAAUGAGGAGAAGAAAAAAGAGGUCAACAAAGAUACUGAAAAGGUCAAGGUCAAUGAAAAGGUCAAGGGGACUGAAAGUGAUAAAGAAACACCAUUGAUAGAAAAUGUUGCUCCUAAAAAGGAUCGAGAGGGUCUGAAGCGAACCGUCAGCGCUCCGCCAAGCGUGACAGAGGUACCAAAGAUUUCCAUUAACAAGAAAUUAUUGAGAGACGACAAUAAGGGUGAGAAUGAGAUUCCCUCGUGGCGGCUUGGCCUGCGGAAAACCGGCAGUACAAGCAUGGUUCCGCAUGACUCGUCAGUGAGUAAGCCAAUUGAAGAGGAUAAAAAUUUACCUCGGUCCGCUUCGAGUCCAAGAAUUGGUGAGGAGGAUGAAAAUAAGAAAAAUGAAAAGAAUGAUAAACCUGUUACCAGACGCCCAUAUCUCAGUUCUUCCUCAUUUUCGACUGCCGACAACAACAACUCUAGUGUAAGCGAAAGACUUCAGCGAUGGAGAAGAUCACAGGGUCUAUCAAACCCGUACCGCUACUCUGCCGGGUCCGGUCUUAACUCCACAACAUCCUAUCAGUCCUCCUAUAUCCCCUAUUACAAACGACAACAGCUUGAAAAUGAACGAAAAGAGCGGGAAAAGGCAGACAAAGAAGCGGAAAAUAAGGAGAAUAAUAGAAUAUCAGCGCCAACAUCACUGCCAGUAUCAACUACGUCCUCCACUAUCUCAACAACAACAACAACAUCUGGUUCAACUACUAUCACUACCCCAACAUCCUCAUUUACUCAUUAUCGGAAGUCGUACGAGCCGCCAAAAAGAGAUGAGGAGACUGAGAUGUUAAGAAAAGUUCGAGCCAAACGUGCAAGAGAAACUAGGAGGUCUACUCAAGGUGUCACUCUUGAGGGCCCCUCCAUUGACCCUGUGAAACACUCAUCGGCCACCACGACGGAUCGCACAAAAUUAUCUAGUGAAGAUAGAAAAUCUCAGGAUACAACUGACUCUGUAAAUAAAGACACUAUAUCUCGUGAUAGGGACAUUAGCAGUCGACUAUCUGCGGAUGUUUCUAGUAAUUUACGACGGACAAAUUCCGCUCUUGAUUCAGAUAGCUCCUCUUUGUCUUCAUGGCGUCGUUCACGUGAUAUAGAAGGAAGUAAAAAAGACGAUGAUACGGCUACAAGAAGUAGUAGUUUUCGACGGUCCCGCGCGGAAAGAGAUCUUACCAGUAGUGCUCCUUCUAGUAGCUUCUAUUCCACAGAUUCAACAAAAGUACCUCGAAAUCGUUCAGAUCGUGCUGAACGAAAUGCCUUAUCAGUAGCAGAUAUAGGAAAUACUAGUCUAGGUGGAAGUGUUAAUUUAACUAGGUCAACAUCUUUACGAACGGAUAGAUUACGAUCAACAGAGGACGAUGCUAGCAGAGUUGAAUUACGUCGGGAAAGAGAAAAAGAUCGCGAAAAAGAGAAAGAAAAAGAAAUAGAUAAAGAUGACAAGGGUGAUAAAGAUGACAAACGUCCCGAGUCAGCAGCUAUACGCAGUCGUAGAAUGCGACGGGAGCGAAGAUCUACUGGUAUAGCUAAUUACACUCCAGAGAAUAAAGAUGAUGAAGAUGAAAAAGACAAAGAAAAUAAAGAUGACAAUAAAGAUGAAAUCAAAACAGAAGUAGCAGAUGAUAAGACAACAGAACAGAAAUAUGCUAGGUGGAGAUAUUUAGCUAGUGCUGAUUAUUGUGUGGAAAUUAUGUCUUAUGGUGGCGGUUCAUACCGCUAUAGCCCGUUAACAAAGUAUGCCGGAAGCUCGAAUCAUGGUCACUAUGGUAGUAGCCAUUCAUUGAACAGUUACACCCCUAGCAGUUUGUACAGCAGUCAGCCAAGUUCUUACGGGGUAGGGAGCUCGUACGGGGGAGCUAGUGCAUACAGUUCUGGACCUACUUCGGGAUACGGGUCAGGAUAUAGUUCAAGGUCGGGAUCAACCAGCAGUAUAUCGAGUCUUGGCUCCACAGGGUAUGGAGCUAGUUCAGUGCCAUAUAGGAGUUCCCGAUACAACAGAUAUGGUUCAACUUCAGAUGUGCCGGGACAUCUUACCACCACCAGACCUAGUUCUUACAGCGAGUAUUCAAGAUCUUCAACCUCCUUAGAUAAAGACUAUAAAAAGUUAUAUGAAGAUGAAAAAGUAGAAAAAGACAGAUUAAAAAGGGAGUUAGAACAAUGUAAAAAGGAAUUACGUGAGGCAAAACUAGAAUUAGAUAGACAAAUGAAGAAAAACGAGGCCAAUAGAGUAUCAGAUACCAAUGAUAAAAGGGAGAGAAGGGCAUUAGAACGAAAAUUGUCAGAAUUAGAAGAAGAAAUUAAGAAAAUGGAUCAAUUAAAGGAAGACAACCGUCGGUUACGGGAAGAGAACGGUGCUCUCAUACGCGUUAUAAGUAAACUUUCGAAAUAGUCAUGUUACAACUCUCUUAGUCUUGUAAUGUAUUAACUUAGUAUGAACAGUCCCUGAUAAUGCCUACUAUGAUAUUUUAUACAUGUGAGGAGAUCUGUUACAAAAAAAGAAAAGUGAAAGUAUCUCCGAUAUACGAUAUUGCUUUUCAUUCAUUUUCAUGAAGAAUUAUGAACCUUUAAAGGAGGUAUUAAUAAUGUAAACUUUUUAAAACUAAUUAUUCAAAUGUUUAUAACAUGCCUGCCUUUUAUAACUUAUGAUUUUAAACAAACAAAAAAAAAGUUCCGAUUUAUAUAAGGUUAAUUAAUAAUAAACAUCCUUACACAUUUUGAUUUCUAUAUUUCUUUAUAUUAUGUCAUUUAAACAAAUAUUCACUUUGUAACAGAUGUUUUUACAUGCUUAAAGUAAAAGUAAGGGGAAAUGUCAGUUGGGCGAUAUUUUAAAAAAAAAGUGCAAUUUUCGCUAGAGUUAGCUGUAUGUGAUAUUGGUCUCUUGUUUACAGUAUCAAAAGUCAUUGGCUUAGUGUAGCAAGGUUAAAUAUAUCACUGAUCUUAAAAUGACCAGUGACAAGCUUUCUGCCCUAAGCUCGUGAUUAUCAUUGUAUAUGAUCUGUUGUUGUUGUUUUUUUUUCUUACUAUAUAUUUUUUACUUCCUUCACUCAUGAAGGAGGUGUGCAUGGACUUUUGUCAUACACAAUUUUUGGUUUUUGCAAAAGAAAAUCAGAAUGUAUUGUACAUUUUUUUUUUGAUAUAGAAAUUUUGUUCUUUUCUGAAAUUAAAAUAUUUUUUAUUAAGAGGUAUUGAUGAGAAAUUGUAGGAAAAGAGAAUUUUUUUCUUGUCUUACAUGUUUUGGCAUUUUAUCAUAAUAUCUGGAUUUUGUAAGGUAAUAUUUUUGGAAUAUUUUCUCAUUAUUAUGAGCUUUCAGGACAAAAGUCUGGUGGAAAAUGUCCAAAAAUAUAUAAGAUUUAAACCAUGUGUUGUAUGACAGUAAAAGUCUUGUCACUUCAGUUUAAAGAAAACUACAAAGUCUGUUCCUUUAUCUGCCACUAUAAACAAGUUCCAUCUCGGGUAGAUGAAAUAUAUUAAUAAAUAUAUUAAUGUUAAGUAUAAUUAAAAGAAAAAAACACAUUUAAUAUUUAUAUUUUUGCUCGUUAACUUACUCAAGAUAUACUUUCUGUUUCAUAUCACUGUAUUAAUACAUGUCACUCUGUUAAUAUUAUAUCUUAUCAAAAUCUGGACAAAUUGUUGUAACCACGGUAACCCUUUAACAAAGUCGUUAUUUACUCAUAGGUUUUUUUUUCUCUCUCAUAUAUAUAUCAGUAGCUCAUGUAGUUACAGGUUUUCUUUGUGUAGAAGGAACUUUUUAUGUUGUGUAAGAAUAUGUUUGUUUUUUUUGGACGGUACAAAGUCGUAGAUGUUGAGAGAUAUUGCCACUUCCGGGUGGGACUAAAGUUUCUGCAACGUUAUUUAUAUGCAGUGAAAUUAGUCUCGCAAAGAAGUGAAGAUGAUUGGUUACAAACAAUCACAUGACUGCCUCAUUUGCAUAUUACUGUAUACUAUUACUAUUAUUUAUUUAUAUAAUUUGCUUUUUAAGUUACAAACAAGUUAAAUAGAUUUUUGUUAAGCCAGUGAACUAUAUUCCUACACUAUGACUGUUUACUGCUGUAUUUUAUUUUAGUAUUUCAUAUUGGACUAAAGUGCUUAGGGUUUUGUUUGACAGGAAAUGAUGAUGACAAUGAUGAUGUUGAUAAUGUUGAUAUUCCAGCAACUGUUGUUUUAUAUAUUAUAUAUAUUUAAAUGCUAAAGUGUAAAUGUUCACCCUUGGUGCUAUUUAUUCAUUUAUUCAUAAAAGACGUAUAGAAUGUAGAAAUGUUGUUAAAGUAAAAGAACCUACAGUUUUUGAGGGGGAUAUAAAAGCUGUUUUACUCUAAAUAUGUAAGCUGCCAGUUGAUUUAUACAUUUCAAUUGCAGGUACUUUAUUUCUAAAUGCUUUUGUAAGACUAAAGCAUUGUCUUAAGAUUCUACUUGAAAUUAUUCACAGAUAUGAAUUCAAUUUUUUAUUACAAGUGCCUUAUUGAAGCAGGAUAAUCAAAUAUUUAUCCAACAGUUGUAGUUUUCUUCUCCUGUCAAAAUUAAUGCUUCUGUGAAGAAUAUCGUAAUCUUAUAAUAAACUGUUUUUUAUAGAAAAUUAAGCUUUUAUUGGGAAGUUUUAACAAAAUGAUGUUCUAAGAAAAAAACAAUGAUUUAAGAAUUUUAAUUGAAUACAUUCACAUGCCACGGUUUACUGAUAAAUUGAUUAUGUCUGGUGGAAAGUAUACUUUUCGUGUAUAUGAAUUGUGGGGCUAUGGCAGUUUAGCCAUUUUAUUAUUUUAUUCACCCUUGUAAUGUUCAAAACUGUGAAAAAAUAAUAGAAAAUGAGAUUAGUAGAGUAGUUCCCUUACUAGUGUGUAUAGAUAUGAAGUUUGUUUUUGUAUAUAGAAUAAAAUAUAUUUAUCUCCCAACAUGUUUUGUAAAUAAUGUAAAAUACAUGUACAUAUGUAUAGGAUGCCAACCAUUUGUAAAGCUAAGCCACUUUAUGCAAUUGUUUCCAUUUAUUUUCUUUAAUGGUAAUGAUCUCACUGACUUGUAUGUUUUUGAUGGUUUCAAUUAUGGAGCAUUUGCUGAAACAUGAUGGGACAGUGUGUUAGGGCAUUUUUUUUUGCUUUUUGACUGAAUGUAGCUGCUGCCAGUGGAUGAUAUUUCUUGCCAAACAAACAUGAGCCAUUUUAAUUAUUUUGUUUCAUGAAUACUUUUGUAUGUUCUCAUCAAAACCAGUGCUUACAUUUUUGUGGAUUUUUUAAAAUCCACUUUCUUAUGCAUUAUUUAAAUAUAUUACAUCAUUAUUUGAUUUUGACCAAUCAGAUCAGUCACAUGACACUGCCAUAUUUGUUUCCACUUAUUUGAUUGGUCAAAACACCAUGUGAUAUUGUUUUUGUUGUUAUUGUUGUUGUUGGUGUUUUGUUUUGCAUAAUAACACUUACAAGAUGGGGAAGAAACUUGUAGAAUAAGCAAUGUCCCUUGUUUUGUGUGUGAAAAUUUAUAUCUUCAAAGCUAUUAUCCUAAAUGUUUUAGAAUUCUUACAUUCAUGAACUGGAAGUAGGUCAAAUUUGUGUAAAAAUAAUCUUGAUAAUUUAAUAUGACCUUGACCUUCAUUCCAGAUUCUUUUGGUGACAUGCUGGAUCAAAAGAUUGUAGAAUUUUGACAAAUUUUUGCUGAUUGUUUGAAGAUAUAUCCAUUUCACAUUCAGUAAUUCUACAUGUUGAAUAUUCUGUCACCUGAUUAAUCAAGCAUAGUAGGCCCUUGUGAUCUUGUCUGGAGCAUUUGUUACUGUUGCUUGGUAACAGUAACUAAGGAUCAUUUCAAGGUCGGAAGGUGACCUUGUUCAGGUGACAUGUUGGACUUGAACUUUGCUUGAAGAUCUCUUGCACGGAAUAUUCAUUUAACUGUUCAACCAGAUCAUUCAGUUUGAUAUUUACUCAUUUCAUUGUUUAUAUUGUAUUUUCAUUAUUUUUGUUUUUUACAGUCCUGUUGAAACAUGGUGUCAAUGUAUCACCAUACAUGUAUAUUCAAAUGAUAAAUAUGCAUGAGAUACCAGUUCAGUUUGAUGACCAAACUGUUACUAGCAGUGAAGAGUUACAAGAAAUAAGCAAUAACAUUGUGCAUAAGUAGGCUGAAAUACAACACGUGGAUAUAUAUAUGUAUAUGCUAUAUUUAUCACACUUAUUUUGGCCUCCUAUGCAAUUGUAUUGUAUUUCUUCAGAAGAAUAGUAUAACUUAUCUACUGUGUGACUUUUUUCAAGAAUUUUUCAAUGAACUUUUAUGCACAUAAUAAAAUACUCAGAAAUAUUUGAAAUUCUUUCUCGAACUUCCAAUCAAAUAUUAUAUUCUCUGCAGUACACCAUUUGUUUUUAUUUUGUGGACAAUGUUCCUUGAGUGACAUGCUGGACUCAAGUUUUGCACAAUAGUUUAUACAUAGUCUAUACAUUUCUUUCCUCCUGUUAUUUUAACUAUGAAUUGUCGUUCACAUGUCUUUCUUUCUCUCUUUUUUUUUAAAUUUCAAAAGUGAAUUUACAUAUUAAUGGUAUGAACAAACUUUGAAAAUUGUUGUGCAUUAAUUGUUUUCACAAGAUAAGCAAUUGUCUUAGGUGACAUGAUGGACCUAGGUUUUGUAUUGCAGUGACAUAUAAUGUACAAGUUCCCGCAUAAAACUUUUGUAAAAUAUCACUAAUUAAUUUAACUCAAUUAUAACUCUCGUUUAUGAGUUAUAAAUUGGUUGCAUGUUUUUUUCAAAGAGUCACACAGAGUUGGUUAAAACAGAAAAGAUGGUAAGGAUUUAAAUUAUUGCAUCAGAAAUGGACCAAUGCUUCUUACGUGUUAUAUUAUUUGUAAAUGGAGUCAUUGAAUUACUUAUGUUACCAUGUUACCUUAGAAAUCAAACACUAAAAAGCUGACACAUUGAAAAGUUCUCUGUUGCCUUCAACAAGUAAAAUCCUUACCUCAGCUUCACUACAGUGAAUUAGCCUGGAAAUGCUUGUAGUAGUGGAGAUUUUUAAACUCUGACUUUGACUUUUGAGUUUUUUCUAGGACUAUGCUUUAUGCAUAUGCCUGGAGAUUAAACUAUGUUUUGAGUCAAAGCCACAGUUUGUUUUAAACUUGUCAAGGGCAUUGCAUGCACUGUCUUGACAAGAAUAUCUGUCAUUGUUAACAAUAUUUGUGCAUGGUGUUACUUCUAUUUGAACAAAUUUAUAAUAAUUGUGGGCUACUGAAUAGAAAAUAGAAUUUUAUCUAGAAAAAAUAGCUUUUUAGAUGUUAACAGUGAUAGAUAAUUUUUUUUUUCCCAGAGAGAGUAAGCUCCCUUAGAUGACAUGUAGGAUCUAAGGCUUGCACAAAUGUUCACAAAACAAUACAGAUGUUUGUUCCAUGUAUAUGAAAGCUUGUCUUUAUGAUCCUUUUUGAUCAUGCUAUCAUACACAUGGUACUUUUAUAUGGUGUACAACAUAUAGCUGUCUUUUUGCUAGCAUUGGAGUUAAAUUGGCUUUUUUCGUUUCAUAUUUUUCGUUGAGCUUUGUUUUUAGUUCUGCUAAGCAUGCUAUUGUGCAUUUAUGUAUGCUUUGGUUAUGCUGUAGGAAAAAGAGAAAUUGUUAGAAAGAGCAAUGCUUGUAUAAAAGAUGAGCUAUUAUCAAUGGAUUUAUUUUUUUCUGGUAUUUACUAGUCCAUAUUUUUCCCUUCAAUUCUCUGAAGGGAUUGUCAAAAAUUGUCAUCUCAAGUUAUUUUUUAAGGGAAUAAAGUGAAAGAUUAAUCAAAAAUUAAUAUAGAUAACCAGUUUUUCUCGUGCAAAGGAAACAAAGUUUUGCUGAAAGAUUAUUGUGGAUUAUUUUAGAAAUAUUUUUCCCCUGAAAUUUUGUUUUUAAACUGGUUUAAAUAGUGAAUGGAAACACUGCCCAGUGUAAGAUAAGUGUUUAGAUAAUAAAUUUACCCCCCCCCCCUUUUUUGUAGAUAAAUGAGGAAUUAUUUCUUUCAAUAUUUUAUGCCAGUAUUUUGACAUGCAAUUUUUGUAUAUAUAAUUGAAGUAGGUGGAUUGAUAAGAAACUGUUUAUGAUUGUUAGACUUUUAACCCCAUUAGUACAGACAAAACAUGUGCUCUGGGAACUGCAGUUGCUGGAAUAUCGUCACUAUGCCAAUAUAUUUAUGUACAAUAAUUUAUUAAUUUGUUUCUGUUCAUCAUAUGCAGAAAACCUUACUUUUAGAGUGGAUUUAUUGUACAGGUACAAUAAUUUUCUAAAAAGCAUGUAAAUAUAAAGGUAUCUGGUUAGGCAUCUCUCUUAAGUAAGCUUGUUUCUUUAUAUGUUUGAAAUUGAAUGCACCUGUAUUAAUUGUACAUGCAUACGUAUGUUUUUAUGAAGAAAACACAAUAACCAAAUUAUUUGCUUCAUAUAGAUUUUAAUAUUUCAAUGAAAUUACACUUAAAUAUGCAAAUGAGUGUACCAUACUUUAUGCAGAUUAGGAAAUUUUAUGCAGAUGAGGUAUGUCAUGAUAUGCAAAUGAGUAGCAGUCACGGAUAUUUUGUAACCAUGUUAGUUAUUCAUAUCAUAAAAAACAUGUCCGCUUUUAAUGUACAGAAUAUUUUGUAUUGUUUCUAUGAAUAUGUACAUUUAUUACUAUUAUUAUCAUGUAGCAAAUUAGUAAUGAGUUAUCCACAAUUAUGAUAAUAAUAAACCUGUUUUGCAUUAUC
Molecule: messenger RNA, 10238 nt
Organism: Ruditapes philippinarum (Manila clam)
Lineage: Eukaryota; Metazoa; Mollusca; Bivalvia; Venerida; Veneridae
Product: protein phosphatase 1 regulatory subunit 12A-like
Exons: 29
Coding region: 30-3971 (1313 amino acids)
Cellular component (GO): cytoplasm
Molecular function (GO): enzyme inhibitor activity; protein kinase binding; phosphatase regulator activity
Source: RefSeq, a predicted model, not a curated record